GCUAAGUUUUGUUUUGACGAGGCUCGACCUCGGGUGGAGUCGGAAUUCAAUUUUUUUAAAGAGUUUUCCCAUUUAAUUAUAAUUUGAAAACAAUGGGAAACUUUUUCGGAAGAAGUAAAAAAGUCUCCAGGGUCACUGAGCACGACAAAGCAGUUCUUCAAGUGAAACAGCAGAGGGACAAACUAAAACAGUACCAGAAACGCAUAGAAAAUAAAUUGGAAUCGGAAAGAUUAAUUGCUAAGAAAUUAUUGAAUUCUGGACAAAGAGAGAGGGCAAAACUAAUGCUCAAGAAAAAACGUUAUCAAGAAAACUUACUGGCAAAAACUGACGGCCAAUUAGAAAACCUUGAAAAUUUGAUUCACGAUCUUGAAUUUUCUCAAGUAGAAUUGAGGGUUUUGGAUGGCCUCAAAGUUGGAAAUGAAGCCUUGAAGAGCUUGAACGCAUUGCUAAAUAUUGAUGAAAUUGAGAGGAUAAUGGAUGAAACGAAUGAAGGCUAUGAAAAACAACAGGAAAUAAAUGAAAUAUUGUCUGGAAAACUAUCCAACGAUGAUAUGGAGGAUAUCGAGAAGGAAUUCAACGAGCUAAUGGUGCUUGAAGACAGCGAAAAGGAGAAAUCCAUGAUCCUACCUGACGUUCCUAUCCAUGAGCCGAAUCUACCGGCUGAAAAAAUCAAGCCGUCUCCUAUCAAGGAAAAACCAAAGAAAAUGGCCAUGGAGGCGUCUUAAUCCUCAUUAAACUCGGCCUAGGAUAAUUCUUUAAAGCCAAUGGUAAAAGUGCAAUUAUAUAUUUGUAUUAUAUUUAUUUUUGUAAAUUUGCUACACUUGUUUAGCCAGAACAUUUUUCAAUUGUAAAUA
Messenger RNA from Cimex lectularius (bed bug), 854 nucleotides. It is a transcript of the gene Vps20, whose product is annotated as charged multivesicular body protein 6-A. Gene Ontology annotation, cellular component: ESCRT III complex; multivesicular body. Lineage: Eukaryota; Metazoa; Arthropoda; Insecta; Hemiptera; Cimicidae. The coding region runs from base 93 to 725 and encodes 210 amino acids. Gene Ontology annotation, biological process: vesicle budding from membrane; late endosome to vacuole transport via multivesicular body sorting pathway. The record is from RefSeq and is a predicted model, not a curated record. The transcript has 6 exons.